AUGUUUAGACAGAACAAGAGAAGAUUAGCAGCUAGAAGGAAUAACGAUUUAUCGUUUGACGAUAGCAAUACCUCGAUCAAAUUAGAAAAUGGUACCACAGGAUUUCCUUCAAAUGGAUCGCUUACUUUAGAUGAACAGAAACUGUACAAUAAUAUUAGUAAGACUAAAUUGAAUUUUUAUGAAUUACCUCCACAAGGGGAAAUUACUUUAGAAGAAUUUGAAACGUGGGCUAUUGAUAGAUUAAAGAUUUUACAAGAGAUUCAAUCAUGUAUUUCAAGAAAUAAAUCUAUGAAAGAAAUUGCUAUUAUAAUCAAACCUCAAUUACAAAAAUUGUUACCAUCUACUUCAGCAUCAUCUUCAACUGGGAAUGAUUCAUUUUUAGAAAAGAAAAAAGAUUAUUAUUCUCAUUAUAUUUUAAGAUUAUGUUUUUGUCGUACAAAAGAACUAAGAGAAAGUUUUGUUAGAUCUGAAACUUUAUUAUUUAAGAUUAGAUUUAAUAUGUUAACCUCUGUUGACCAAACAAAAUUUGUUCAAUCAUUAAAUUUACCAUUACUUCAAUUUAUCUCUGAUGAAGAAAAAGCAAAAUUGUCUCAACAAUUAUAUCAAACUACAUCUCCUUUGCUACAGUUUCAAUUAAACUUAAAUGAUGAACAACAACGUAAAGCCUAUUUUGCGCGGGAGAGAUAUAUUAAACUACCAUUUGAAAAUGUUAUUGAAUUAGUAGGGAAUCGUCAAGUGUUUAUAAAGGAUGGGUAUGCAUAUUUACCACAAUUUCAACAAUUGAACUUAUUAGCAUCUGAAUUCUCUAAUAAUAUUAAUAAUUCCUUGAUAAAGACUUUCCAAUAUAUGCCAAGGUUAAACGAGGAUGAUAGACUUUUACCAAUUCUGACACAUCUGUCGUCUGGUUAUGCCGUUACUGACUUUGAUGAAAAUAAUGGUCAGUAUGGUGAUAAUUCAGAUAAUGAAAUUAACGCUGAAUCUGUUUGGUCACCAGAGAUUAUGAAGCAUUAUCCACUUUCUGUAAAGCAUUUGAUGGAGGGUUUGAAAACCAAUCAUCAUUUAAGAUACAAUGGUAGACAACAACUAAGUUUAUUUUUAAAAGGUAUUGGAUUAAGUGCAGAUGAAUCAUUAAAAUUUUUCUGUAAAGCAUUUACUGAUGGUGGACAUAUGACGACAGAAAAAUUUAAUAAAGAAUAUAGAUAUAAUUUUAGACACAAUUAUGGUCUAGAAGGUAAUAGAAUUAAUUAUAAACCUUGGGAUUGCCGUACAAUUUUAUCGAAACCAAGACCAGGUAGAGGUGAUUAUCAUGGUUGUCCAUUUAGAGAUUUUAGUAAUGAAAAAUUGACGUCAGAAUUGCAAAAGAUGAAUUUAACUCCAUCACAAAUUGGUAGUGUAUUAGACUCGUGUAAUAAAGGUGAAUACACUACUGCCAAUACUAAAGUCUUUGAAUUCACACAUGAUUUCAACGGUAAUGACCCAGAAAUUAAUGAUCAAACCUUAAUUGCACAUCCAAAUCUUUACUUUGAAAGGUCAAGGCAAUUAGAGAAGAAAAAGAAAGAAAUGGAAGAAAAAAUUAAAGGAACAGCAGUUAAUUAA
Molecule: messenger RNA, 1596 nt
Organism: Maudiozyma saulgeensis
Lineage: Eukaryota; Fungi; Ascomycota; Saccharomycetes; Saccharomycetales; Saccharomycetaceae
Source: the annotation of a GenBank genome assembly